UAGGAGGUGGAAGUGAAAGUAAUCAUAAAAUGAAGGAAAAAUAAAUAAAAAUGUGGGAGCAGAGCAGGAGAAUCGUUCAAUAACAAGAUUUUGAUAGAGACGGUUUCAAAUCGGCGAAAGAGAAAAGGAAGCAGAAGCAAUGAAGAAGCUCGCAAGGAAGUUGCGGAAUUCGGAAGAUGAAAACCUCUCUCUUCCGAGUCACGACGACGAUUCUCGUCCCUUGGACUCUCAAGAGCAAGAAGAACUGGUUCGUUCCUUAGAAAGGAGUCAAGCUCAACAGAGUCGCUUAUGGAGGACGGUAUUUGCAACUCUAUUCUUCUGUUAUAUUGUCUUUCUUUUGUACUCCAUUUUCCACCAGGCUUCAUCACCCUGGGAACUGCGAUACCAUGCUUAUUUCAUGGAGGAGAUCUACUCGUGGAUGAUUAUAUCUGCAGAUUGGGUGGCUGUUUUAGCAUGCUCAUUUGCCAUCAUAGGACUGCUUCAUGAGUCAAUGCUUCGCACGAGAUGGAUCAAGUACUCAUGGUACACUGGCGUUAUUCUGGCAAUUUUCUGGUUAUAUUACAUGUUGAGGUUGCCAAAGUUUCGUUGGGAUGUUCUCUGGCUACCAUUUGGUCCUCUUAGUGCAGCUGCGAUCUGCCUCUAUGUGGAUCAUUUACUAACUGAGUCAUCAGAAGAGGUAAGAAAGCUUCGUGGAUACAUGUAUUCCUACAAAGCAAGCUAGAAUGAUGUUAUGCCUACGUGAUGAAGGAAUGCACCAAAAAAGCGUGUUGGAGCAGAAUGACGCGAAAAAGUAUCAACUAUUUUCAGUAUAUCAUAUGGAUUGACCAUAAUAUCCUUAUCAGCCGACAGGACGGAAAGGAGAUUAUUUCUUUUGUGGAUUCAGUUUACUCUUUUUUCGGAUUUCCUUUGGUUAGAUAAAAGCAGUUGAUGAAGAUGAGAACAGUAACCAGAUUAGAGACCAGCUAAUAGGAGUUAAGGUGACAUUUGGAGGUAAUGUCAUUUGUUUUUGUGACAAGGAGUUAGUAACAGUUUUAGAUCCUGUAUUUGAAAAUAGUUUAGCUUUACUGGUUAACUGAGUAAAUCACUUCUGUGUCAAUGUUUUGAUGAUAGUUUUAGCAUUUGCUUUUGGAAAAUUGCGUUGAGAUAUGUGUUUUAUUGUGUUCCGUAUUUCCAAGGAUCAAAUAGCUAUACAAUGCGGUUAUUUAUUCCUUCGUA
This is a messenger RNA of Cajanus cajan (pigeon pea), 1215 nucleotides long. Lineage: Eukaryota; Viridiplantae; Streptophyta; Magnoliopsida; Fabales; Fabaceae. The record is from RefSeq and is a predicted model, not a curated record.